This is a messenger RNA of Cataglyphis hispanica, 999 nucleotides long. RefSeq names its product proteasome assembly chaperone 2-like. Bases 114 to 866 code for a protein of 250 amino acids. Gene Ontology annotation, cellular component: cytosol; nucleus. NCBI's taxonomy places the organism in Eukaryota, Metazoa, Arthropoda, Insecta, Hymenoptera, Formicidae. Gene Ontology annotation, biological process: proteasome assembly. The record is from RefSeq and is a predicted model, not a curated record. The transcript has 2 exons.
UUGACUAGUGCAACCAGUUCAGCAGAAAAUAAAUAAAUUGUGACAUUACUUUGCAAAAAUAUUUGGCUCCUGUUUUAAAUAAGAUAGGGGAUAGCAUCAUUAAAUUGAAAAAAAUGAUUAAAUUAAUGCAGGAUAUUAAUCUGGAGGAUUAUACUCUUAUUUUGCCGUCAGUGGCGGUUGGAAACGUUGGGCAAUUAUCCGUCGACUUGCUUAUUUCAAAUCUUAACCUUCAAAAAAUUGGUCAAAUCUUCAGCGCGGCGUUUGUGCCUAUCGUCGGCGCAAACGCUUAUCACGAAUGCUCAAGCGAGCUUAUUACAGCAAUCGAUGUCUAUGCGGGAUUCAAGGAACAUGUUGUCGUCGUGCAGAUCCGUUCGCCGUAUGUGGGAGAGCUAAUCGAAUUUUUCGACGAACUGGCGCGAUUUAUUACUGAAAGAAAAAUAGCUAAAGUAAUAAUUCUUGCGAGCAGUUAUGAUUAUGAAAAGAGAGAUAUCCAGCCACAGCAUCUCAAAUUGAGAUACAUCGCAUCUUCUAGCAUACAAUCUGAGAGUGGUCAAUUUUUCGAUGAGCUCAAUUGGAUUUCACAUAAACCAAAAGUUACAUCUGAUACAAGGGAAGAAGGAAAGUUACAGAUACCAGGAGGUGGAUUUGCAAAGAGUAUCUUUAACUUUUUAUCACAUGCUAAUAUUCCUUGUGCCAUCUUGUUCAAAUUCUGUUCCGAGGGAGAUAAUAUCGCAGAUGCGAUAGCUCUGGUGUGUUACUUAAAUCAAUGGAUACAAGUGUUAGAAACAAACAAUGAUAGUAAUUUAAAGUAUCCACCAUCUUGGAAACACCUAUUUGGGAAACCGCCACCACAUGACAUAUAUUAAACAUAUUGUAAUGUUCUGUUACUUUGUUAAUUUUAUAAUAUAUUUUUGCUAAAAGUACAUACAAACUAUAUCCAAUGUAGAGUUUGACAAAUUAUGAUAAGAUAAAGAUAAGAUAAUUUAAAAUAAGAUAAAA